CGUCAAACAGAACUAUCCCGCCCAAUAUGAAUAUGUACACACCCCAGUCUUACAACAUCAACAUCUCCCGCCCCCUAUUCACAAGCAAUCUCAAGAUAAGACGAAUAAUACCGCAUCGUAAAUAUCUCAUAGAUCUCCACCGUAGUUACCCAGAUCAGAUCGAUCUCAGUGAUUAUAUUUAGCCUCGGCUACGCCCGCACUAUUAUUAUCAACACAUCAGCGUCACCAACGUAAUUAGAAGGAAAAGCCUUCGGAGACGCCACAUACACUCACAGGUUGUAUAUAUCAGCAUUUUAACAGGCGUUAUGGCCAGGGACGUCGUUAACAUUCAGCAUAAACCGCGCGACCGCGGGGAUGAUGUUAGCAGUGCGAAGAGCUGGCCGGAUAACACGUUCCUAGACUCUGCUUCCGAGAAAGACGAGACGGAGACGAGCACGAUCACGCAGCAGUUGGAGGAGCCUGUUGUGAUGCAAGCGGAUCAUACUUCUGCUACUGUUGCUGCUGCGCCCGUGGUAGUCGUUGACGAUAAGCCUCCUAAUGGCGGCUAUGGAUGGGCGUGUGUGGCGGCGUGUUUCUGGAUCAAUGCGCAUACCUGGGGCAUGAAUAGUGCCUACGCCGUCUUCCUCGCGCACUAUCUCUCCACAAACACCUUCCCGGGCGCCACCCGCCUCGAAUACGCCCUCAUCGGCGGCCUCUCUAUCAGUACCGCCCUCCUCAUCUCGCCCAUCGCCACGACCACCACUCGCCUCUUUGGCACGCGCACCACGCUCUUCAUCGGCAUCUUCUUCGAAACAGCCUCCUUCAUCGGCGCCUCCUUCGUCACGCGCAUCUGGCAGCUCUUCCUCAGCCAGGGCGUGUGUUUUGGCUGGGGCAUGGGCUUCCAGUUCGUCGGCAGCGUGAGCGUGCCGCCGCAAUGGUUCACCACGCGGCGCAGUCUCGCAAACGGCGUUGCCGCCGCGGGUAGUGGGCUAGGCGGGCUGACGUAUAGUCUCGCAGCAAAUGCGAUGCUGCAGAGCAUUGGUCUCGCGUGGGCGUUUCGGGUGCUUGGGAUCGUGGCGUUUGUGGUCAACACGACAUGUGCGCUUGUGAUCCGCGAUCGCAACAAGCAGGUUGGGAGUACGCAGUUGGCGUUUGAUUAUGCGCUGUUUCGGAAGUAUGAGUACUGCGUGCUGCAGGUUUUUGGCGUGUUCAGUAUGCUGGGAUAUGUGGUGUUGUUGUUUUCGCUGCCGAAUUAUGCGCAGCAGUCGUUGCACUUGACGUCGAUGCAGGGCAGUAUUGUGGGUGCGGUAUUUCAGCUCGGGCAGGGACUGGGUAGGCCGCCUGUGGGUUACUUUUCUGAUAACUUUGGGAGGAUUAAUAUGGCGGGUACGAUGUCCUUCCUGUGUGGGCUCUUUUGCCUGGUAGUAUGGGUGUUCGCGAAGAGUUAUGGAGUACUCCUGUUCUUUGCCCUCAUUGGUGGAAGCGUCGCUGGAACUUAUUGGGCGGUAAGUUGUCUGACACGAUCCAGACAUCAUAUUACCAUUUGACUCAUUGUGACAGGUAAUCGCACCGGUCACAGCUGAAGUCGUAGGACUCAAGCACGUACCCAGUGCUUUGAAUAUCACGUGGCUGGUCUUAGUCCUGCCUACGACCUUCUCGGAAGCAAUUGGCCUGCAGAUAGUGACCAUGAAUGGGGGCAAAUAUCUCGGUGCGCAGCUCUUUGCCGGUUUUAUGUAUAUGGG
Messenger RNA from Pseudovirgaria hyperparasitica, 1721 nucleotides. Its product is annotated as MFS general substrate transporter. Gene Ontology annotation, molecular function: transmembrane transporter activity. The record is from RefSeq and is a predicted model, not a curated record. The coding region runs from base 306 to 1526 and encodes 406 amino acids. Gene Ontology annotation, biological process: transmembrane transport. The transcript has 3 exons. Lineage: Eukaryota; Fungi; Ascomycota; Dothideomycetes; Acrospermales; Acrospermaceae.